AUGUCUCAAGAUCAUCCUGAUGCAGAACCGGCUCCUAGCUCCAAAGGUUCUGCUGAAGCAUCAGCAGAAGCUGCAAAGCCCAGCAAAAGUGUCGCUGAGUCAUUUCCUACUUUAGAAUGGCAACAAGUCGAUUCGAGCAUCCCAGUUGAAAGCUUUACCAACUACAAGAUACGUUUGACCGGAUGGUCAAGAAAAGAUCAGCUUAAGAAGAGACUAGAGCAGGAAACGCAGCUUCGUGAGGAAGAGCAAGCCAAAAAACAAAGAUUGCAGCAGGAACAAGAAGAACAAGAACAAGAAGAAGAGGAAGUAGAGGAAGAAGAAUCUAACAAGGUCAAAUCAGAACACAAUUCUCCUGAAAAAAAUGGCAAUGCCCACGAAGAACCCGCAAAUGGAAUCGAGUCUGAGAACGACGAGAAGGUAGAGGAGAAGGAAGAUGCAGGAACCGCUGCUGGUGGAGAAAAAGCUGCGGAUCCUACGGAGGCAGAUGAGGAGGCGUGA
Lachancea lanzarotensis is the source of this 498-nucleotide messenger RNA. It is a transcript of the gene IES4, whose product is annotated as LALA0S07e00914g1_1. Bases 1 to 498 code for a protein of 165 amino acids. The transcript has a single exon. The record is from RefSeq and is a predicted model, not a curated record. NCBI's taxonomy places the organism in Eukaryota, Fungi, Ascomycota, Saccharomycetes, Saccharomycetales, Saccharomycetaceae.